Pezoporus flaviventris is the source of this 755-nucleotide messenger RNA. RefSeq names its product maestro heat-like repeat-containing protein family member 1. Gene Ontology annotation, cellular component: cytoplasm. The record is from RefSeq and is a predicted model, not a curated record. The transcript has 6 exons. The annotation marks the transcript as partial. NCBI's taxonomy places the organism in Eukaryota, Metazoa, Chordata, Aves, Psittaciformes, Psittacidae.
CACGAGCCCGGCGCGGCACCCGCUGAAGAUAGGGACCCCAGGGAGCGCCGGGAUCCAUCCCCACGGAGCCGCCGACCUCCUGCUGCUGCUGGGGACCCUGCGGACGCGGAGCAUGAUGGAGUCGCGCAUCAGGCGGCUCGCCACGACGCUGAUGGACGCCACGACGGACAAGGCCCCGCAGGUGCAGGAGCAGAUCUACAGCGCGCUCUGCUCGCUGGGCGCCGCGGAGCCCGAGGAGCUCCUGCACUGCUGCGACGAGUACCUGCGGCAGCACGACAAGCUGGCCUACCCGCACCGGGUCAUCAUCCUGAAGGCCAUGGAGACCGUGGUGAAGAACAGCAUCGCCCUCCUGGACAAAAGCACGGCGAAGGUGGUCAUCUUCCUGGCCUCCAGCGAGAUGACCAAGUCAAAGGAGGUGGUCCGGGACUGGCAGCAGGCAGCCAGCAGCGUGCUGGUGGCCGUGGGGCAGCGCUUCAUCAACAAGGUGAUGGAGGAGGUGCUCACCAAGUUCCAGCCGGGGAUCCUGCCCCACUACUUCGUCCUGCAGACCUUUGCCGACCUCUCUGUGUCCAACGUGUUUGGCAUGGUGCCUUUCCUCAACUCCAUCCUCGGGACGAUGCUGCCCAUGCUGGCGAUGGCCAAGCAGGACCACAUGAAGGCUGUCUUCUGCUAUGCUCUGCAGCACUUCAGUGAGAGCAUCCGGGAGUACCUGGCGCGAACCUGGAUAGCUUGGGAGGCCCCCGGACCUCCAGCCG